AUGAAGUUUUUGCUGUGUAUCGUCAGUGCUUUAACUUUAGGGGGACUUUGCAACGCGAACUACUGUCGAGAUGCAAAUUUAUGCUGUCCCGGCAGAGAUAGUUCCUGUGUAGUGCAGAAAGCUCACCAAAAUGCGAUAAUAGAGGAUUUAACGGAUAAGCCGUGCUACUGUGACCACGCUUGCUUGAAAUUGGGAGACUGCUGUCCUGAUUUUAGAGAAACGUGCGGAGUGCUGGAUUGCGUCGUGUCUGGAUGGGACGAAUGGUCAGAAUGUGACACAGCGUGUGGGUCAGGUAGCAUGGUGAGGAGCCGACGAAUCAUUCAAGCACCAGCUCAUGGUGGCCGUCAUUGCCCAUCACUAGUGCAGCGUCGUGCAUGUCAAAGUCAUCAUGGAUGCAACGCUGAUAGUGAUGUACCAUUGCGAGAGGAGUCAGCUAUGAUUUUGCCGGGUGGUUUAUCCGUCAGCCGACACUCUAAUGAAACUGUGGACAUCAGAAAAAACUUGCGCAUACGCAACCCUGACGAUCCUGAGUCCAAUUCACAUAGAGAAUACUGCGUUCAGUUCGAUGUGACCAAAGUGUCAAAGGCGUGUCACACAGACUCAGAUUACAAAGCUCUGCGCGAAGGUAAAACAGUUUGUGUGAUGUGUGAAGCGGCGGCCCUUCGUCGUGAUCUCAAUUGGCGGUGUGGUGGGCACGGCGUGUCGGGUCAUGCU
Brenthis ino (lesser marbled fritillary) is the source of this 714-nucleotide messenger RNA. Lineage: Eukaryota; Metazoa; Arthropoda; Insecta; Lepidoptera; Nymphalidae. The record is from the annotation of a GenBank genome assembly.